AUGAAGUUCGCUGUCAUUUUCGGUAUUGCCGCCCUGCUCGGUUGGGCGGAAGCAGGACUGGGUGAGAAGCACAACGCGUUGGACGAUUUUACCGACAAGUCUGACCUGCAGCUGAGGCAACUCAACAAACUAGCACAAGUUGCAGGCUCUGACCUACAAGAAAAAGUCGGGGAAAAUAUCGCACUCAAGCUGACGGAGUUUGAAGCAAUACGCAAGUAUAUAGGUUUCGUCAAACAUAGGGGUGAAAAGGAAGCUAGAAAAGUACUGAAAGAUAACCUGGUGUCAACUGAAGAGCAGUACGCGGAUCUGAGGAAGCUCCUGAGAUCUGCCGGUACGUGA
Messenger RNA from Ixodes scapularis (black-legged tick), 339 nucleotides. RefSeq lists its product as uncharacterized. The transcript has 8 exons. Lineage: Eukaryota; Metazoa; Arthropoda; Arachnida; Ixodida; Ixodidae. The record is from RefSeq and is a predicted model, not a curated record. The coding region runs from base 1 to 339 and encodes 112 amino acids.